Nematocida ausubeli is the source of this 730-nucleotide messenger RNA. RefSeq lists its product as uncharacterized. NCBI's taxonomy places the organism in Eukaryota, Fungi, Microsporidia. The record is from RefSeq and is a predicted model, not a curated record. The annotation marks the transcript as partial. The transcript has a single exon.
AUGAAAAUAGGUUCUUCCGCUAUUUGGAUCAAGGCAGUUACCUUAAUUGGAAUUCUACUUAUGAGCAUCUGCAGGGCAGACAUGACAUUGGAUGAAGUGGAGGCCACUCUGCAGUUUAAAAUUGAAACUGAUGCAUUGUCAGUGACAAUAAACCCGGAUGGUCCUCUUAACUUCCUCCGGGGGUACAUAUACCAGAAAAUGGAGUGCAUGUACAACAAAAGAUUCUUUGCACCAGAAAUCAAUACAAAGUACAGUUUAGAGGAAGAUCCAAAAUAUUUUCAAAAGUAUAUACACAUUCGAGAUGAACAAAAGGACAGAGCGUAUACAGCACUAUCUGCUAGUGAAAUGGAUAUGUACGCUGAGAAGUACCAUAAUCAUCUGAUUGAGUUAUUUCCAUCACCAACUGGGGACAUAACCAUAGAGACACGAGGAAAUCAGUCCUUUGUUCAGUUCCUUCGUGCAGAGGAAACAGAGAAGCACUCUUUAAAAAUUCUGGCUAUGUUGCUUCUUUUCUCAGAGGGGGUGAAAAUUCCUAUUAAAGUCAAUAACACAGUACUUGAAGUGUAUGAAACAGAUAAAAAAGACCAAAUAUACUUUGAAGUGCCCAUGGUUAUUCCAUGGCUAGACCCCGUAAUCAAUAAGACAAAUGAUUACCAACAGAAGAAAGUUAAGCAGCUAAUCAGCUUCUUCCAGAAGAAUGCAACCAAUCAAAAAGUACUUAGCAUGAUGG